Phymastichus coffea is the source of this 2128-nucleotide messenger RNA. Its product is annotated as chymotrypsin-1-like. The transcript is spliced from 3 exons. Gene Ontology annotation, biological process: proteolysis. Lineage: Eukaryota; Metazoa; Arthropoda; Insecta; Hymenoptera; Eulophidae. The coding region runs from base 799 to 1989 and encodes 396 amino acids. The record is from RefSeq and is a predicted model, not a curated record. Gene Ontology annotation, molecular function: serine-type endopeptidase activity.
ACUCAUGAAAUAAGUUGAUGUAUAUAAUUUGAAGAUUUUAGUUCAGAUUUUAUGUUGUAAAAGUUGUUUGAAAGGCUUGAGAGCAAAAGAUAAGACAUUUUAAUAAGUAGUUACAGAUCUAUCUCAAAUAAACUAUUUUCGGGUUUAUGCAUACGUUGUAAUCGAAUAAUUACGUGAAAUAAAUAGAUUUUAGUCUGCAUUACUUUGUCACUGUUUUAUUACGUGAAAAAAUUCCAUGCAUCAAUCAAGUGAGAGAUAUUGAUGGCUGGUUUGAUCACCCGCGUACAACAAAAGCAGGUCAGGUUCAAUUGGAAAUCUAUUCAAACGGAUUAAAAAUUAAAAAAUGUUAUCUAGUAUAACGUGCAAGGUAAUACCUUGACAACUAUUUUACAAAGAUAUCUAUGCUUCAAGGCAUCGUCGUGAACUUGAAAACUACCACUUCGUUAUUAAAUGUAUUUUUAAAUAGUAUUUUUAAAAAAACGUACUCAGUUUGAGCGACAAUAUUGAUCGAACGAUCGCGAUGAAUACGAGUUGCAAGUUGUUUAAAACAAGUGAAAAAUGUUGAUCGAAGUAACAAGCCUCGUGAAAAAUGAAAAGUUAGCCGAGGAAAAACAUGAAAUAGACUUGAUUAAUAUGCACGAGCAAUUAAUCGCUUUCACGCAGGACAGGUACUCGAAGUUGAAUCGUUGUGCCAAGGAUUUUCCGCGUUCGAUCGGCGAAGCGAUGACCUAGGAACCCGUCGACCGUCGCCGGGGAAUCGCUCGGCGGCCGUCGCAGCUUGGCCGAUAGCGCGGCGCGAUGGUCGCGAGUGAGUGCCCGCGCUAUCUCGGCGAAGGACGAGCCAGAGCUGGCCAGCCGCUACAAAAGCCCCGGCGGCGGGCUCGUGGCGGCAGUCGAGAGAUGAGGUCCACGCUAGCGAGCCUGUUCUGUCUGAGUGUCCUGGCCGGCGUUCGAGCGGACGCGCCGCGCAUCGUCGGCGGCAGGAGCGCCGACAUCUCCGAGUUCCCGUACCUGGUGUCGCUGCGGCUGCGCGGUCGGCACUUCUGCGGCGGCUCCAUCAUCGACGAGAGCCACGUGCUCACCGCGGCCCACUGCAUCAAGGGGAUCGUCGCGCCGCCCUACGCCGACCUGCUGGUGGUCGCGGGCAGCAGCCUGUCGGCGGGCAGCGCCGGGCGCCACCACCGCGUGCGGCGCGUCCGCGUGCACGAGGGCUACCUCGGCACCGAGGCCUCCUCCUACAAGCACGACCUGGCCGUGAUCACGCUCGCCAAGCGGAUCGCGCCCGGCGCCAACGCCAGCGAGAUCGCGCUGCCGAGCAGGGAUGUGCGGGAGGGCGAGCGCGCGACCGUCAGCGGCUGGGGCGUCAGGCGCUACCCGUCCAGCGCCGUCUCGCCGCGGCUCCAGAGCGCCCACAUGAGGAUCGUGCCGCGGCGCCAGUGCACGGGUCGCGUGCCCGCGCGACUCUACGCCGGCCACGUGUGCGCCUUCCUGCGGAGAGGCGUCGGCGCCUGCUCCGUGAGUGCUCGCUGUGCCUCUCGCGGCGCCCGCGCUCACCUGGCCUUGCUUCUGCUCGCAGGGGGACAGCGGCGGCCCGCUCGUCGUCGACGGCCAGCUCGUCGGCAUCGCCUCCUGGGUCGUCCCCUGCGCCGAGGGCUACCCCGACGUCUACACCAAGGUCUACGCCUACGAGGACUGGAUCCGCGGAGUCGUGGCGAGCUCCCGCUAGUCGCCCCCCUUGUGCGAAUAAAGCUACGCCUCCAUGCGCUACCGAGUCGUCUUCUCUUCGCACUCCCGCAGCCCUCUCUGCUCCCUCGCUUGCGAGCUUCGCGGCUAUCUACGUCCACCGGUGCUCUUUUACCUUAUUGUCCAAGCGAACGCAGCUCCCGCUCGACCUCAGCCCUCUUCCAACUCUUUCGAGCUUUUUUUUUCAAAAUGGCUCGCCAGUUUUCACGAGCACGCACAGACCGUCGAGGGCGUAGUGCCAGUUGACCAGCACCAGAUCCACAUCCUUCGGCUGCUUGGUCGCGUCCUAGUACUUGUUCUGGUCGCCAAUGUCACGACUGUACUGUGCAGUGGCUGCGCCAGGUAGAGAAGGGAAUUGGUUAGCCUUUGCCAGAAGCUUAUCGGU